UUCUACUACAUUUUUCAAUGGUUUUCUUUAAUUGCUCCAUUUAUUGAGUGAAAUUUCGACAGCUUCAAUCUGUGCAACUGCUCGUAUCCGGAAGUGUUACAGCAUAUGCAACGCGCCCGCAUCCAAUUGGGUACCAGAGAUUACGUCAUUUGUGUCAGAAUGCAGAUUUAUUGAACAUCUGUGCCACUCUGAAUUUGUAGGCGGACGUUUACGUUUGUUUGUAGGCGCCCCCACAAGGACGUUGCUCGCGUACAGUAAAUUAAGGGCACGUAGUGACGUCGGCACCGAAAAUAGUCGCAGUCGCAAUGAUUCACGUUGGCGAAAACUCAUGGAACCUGCGCAUCUUCAUCACCGACCUGUCGUUGGAGAAGACGCUGCGGGUACGAGGGGAUCAGCACAUUGGUGGCGUAAUGCUUCAGCUUGUGGACCCGGAGAAUCCCAAGGAUUGGUCUGACCAUGCGUUGUGGUGGCCGGCGAAGAAUGUCUGGCUGGCACGCACUCGUGCCACGCUUGAUCAAUGCGGCGUCCAGGCCGACUGCCUCUUGCACUUCACACCCAUGCAUAAGACGCUGCGAGUGCAGUUGCCGGAUUUACGAUACCUUGACUGCCGUGUUGAUUACUCGAUCAAAACGUUUUCAGCGGUUGUUAAUCUCUGCAAGCAUCUGGACAUUCGCUAUCCGGAGGAGCUAUCGUUGUGUAAGCCACUAGAAGCGGAACAUCUGAAGAAGAACUUUUCGCAGUUGCCGCAAAAGAAGCGGGUUCCCAUUGCCGAGCCGGAUGGUACGUCGUUCUUGCAGCCAGCACUGGAUACAAAUUCGUUUGUGCCGAUUCACUCGGCAUAUAAUGGCGGCAGCGAUGGUAGCUUGGACAAGCCUUCGCCGCAUGGCAAUCUAUUUUGUGCGCCCAUCUCGCCGCAUAAUGCGCCAUCAAGGCGCACUCCAGCACCGAAUACGCCUAUUGGAUCGCCCACACCCAGCACCUGGAAGCACAGCAACAAUGGUUUUGGCACUUUCGAGUCUUCAUCAAGCUUAGGUGAUUUUCAAGAAAAUUUGUCCACCUCCCCGCAGUCGCCUAGUGCGGAUGUGCGCUCGCGUUUGCUGCGUCCCAAAUCGCUGGUGGAGAAGGCGCGCCUAAAUGUCGGCUGGCUGGACUCAUCGCUGUCCAUUAUGGAGCAGGGCAUUCGGGAAUACGAUACGUUGUGCCUGCGUUUCAAAUAUUUCACGUUCUUCGACCUAAAUCCCAAAUAUGAUCAGGUGCGGAUCAAUCAGCUAUACGAGCAGGCGAAGUGGGCCAUAUUGAAUGAGGAGCUGGACUGCACCGAGGAAGAAACGCUAAUGUUUGCCGCCCUACAGUUUCAGGUCAACCAUCAGGUAGAAACACAGCCAUCAAGUAAUACCAAUCUCCACACUGGUAUUGAGACAUCGAGUCAGGAGAACGAUGAUGACGAAAUUGCGUCAGCACUCAAUGAGCUGCAGAUCACAAUGGAAGGGCCGAAUGGGGACGCUGGAAAUAUUACGCACAUACCUGAACUCUCGGACUACUUGCGUUUCCUUAAGUCGCAGCGCUUCACGCUGAAAGGCUACAAACGCUACUUCUUCACCUAUCGGGACCUGCACCUGCAUCUGUAUAAGACACAAGAGGAUUCAAGACGUACUGCGCCAACCAUAAGCAUCAACUUGCGUGGCUGCGAGGUUACUCCCGAUAUUAACUUCACGCAGGGCAAGUUUGGCAUCCGCCUCGAAGUUGCGCCAGAAGGUCGCAAUGGUCCAAAUACCGAGGUCUGGGUACGAUGUGAGAAUGAGGCACAGUAUGCUAAGUGGAUGGCCGCCUGCCGAUUGGCAUCCAAGGGUCGUUCUCUGGCUGAUAGUUCGUAUGAAAAUGAGGUGGAGAGCAUUCGUUCGCUGAUGCAAAUGCAGAGACCCGUCCAUGGCAUUCAUGUCAACAUCGAUCCGCGUUCUGUGGACGCUAAUGACUACUUGUCCCCGAAAAUGCUGCGCAAGUUAUCCGGCAAGGCAGUGACACGUAUUCUGGAGACCCACUCCAAUGUGCGUGAUCUGUCAUUACUUGAGGCGAAGCUCAAGUACAUUCAGGCUUGGCAAUCUCUGCCCGAUUUUGGCGUCACACUCUUUGUCAUUAAAUUUGAUGGACAUAAAAAAGAGGAGCUUCUGGGAGUAGCCCACAAUCGCAUUAUGCGCAUGGACCUGGGCACUGGCGACCACAUCAAGACUUGGCGCUAUAACACCAUGAAGGCUUGGAACGUUAAUUGGGGAAUUAAGUGCAUGAUGAUCCAGUUUCAUAAUGAAAAUGUCGUUUUUUCUUGCCUCUCGGCCGAUUGCAAGGUUGUCCAUGAGUUUAUUGGCGGCUAUAUAUUCAUGUCGAUGCGUUCAAAGGAUACCAAUCAGACAUUGAACGAGGAGCUGUUUCACAAGCUGACGGGUGGUUGGUCUUAAAAAAUCCGCCCACAUCGUUGUUUCUUUCUAAUUUAUAGUAAUAUUUUAUUAUUGUUGUUGACAGUGGCCUUUCUUAGUGCCCUUUUUAAUGUGUAACCAAUUGAUAGACUCACAAUUUUAAUGAAGUUUUUAAUGUUU
Molecule: messenger RNA, 2588 nt
Organism: Scaptodrosophila lebanonensis
Lineage: Eukaryota; Metazoa; Arthropoda; Insecta; Diptera; Drosophilidae
Product: unc-112-related protein
Exons: 1
Coding region: 306-2450 (714 amino acids)
Biological process (GO): cell-matrix adhesion; integrin-mediated signaling pathway
Cellular component (GO): cell-substrate junction
Molecular function (GO): integrin binding
Source: RefSeq, a predicted model, not a curated record